Molecule: messenger RNA, 348 nt
Organism: Macrosiphum euphorbiae (potato aphid)
Lineage: Eukaryota; Metazoa; Arthropoda; Insecta; Hemiptera; Aphididae
Source: the annotation of a GenBank genome assembly
AUGCAAAUAAAGAACAGGAAAAACUUAAAAAAGAAGAAGAACUUACGCAAAAACCGAAAACGUAGAGAGGAAAUAAAAAAAGAAAAAUGUCUAAAAGUGGCCAAAAAACUCCCAAAAAAGCAAAAACAGGAACCAAGAAAAUCAAAAAUUACAAAAACAUUUAAACCAGUAUUGAGUAUAAGUAUGGAGUCUGAAGAUGAUACCACAUGUUUAUAUUGUAAAGAACCAUACACUUUGUCAAAAAGUGGUGAACCAUGGAUCAAAUGUUGUGGAUGUGCUGAAUGGGCACAUGAACUCUGUGCUGAUUCUGAAAACACGAUUGCUUACAUUUGUGAUUUUUGCCGUUAA